AUGCACGGGGCGUGCCCGGCCCGGCCCGGGACUACAACUCCCGGCGUGCUCCGCGCGGCGGCCACGCCCCGCUGUGGCUCCUGCAGCCAGGACUACGAGUCCCAUCGCCCCCCGCGCCCGGCCGGAAGCGGCGCGAUGGCGGCCCGAGCCCGGCCCGGUGCGGCCGCGGCCCCGGUUCCCCGCGGCCCCGACACCGAGCGCCUGGCGCGGGUGCGCCCCGGGGACACCGUCGGGGCGCUCAAGAGGACCUACUUCCCGGGCCAGGAGCAGCAGGUGCGCUUGAUCUACCAGGGGCAGCUGCUGCGCGACGACAGCCAGAGCCUGGCGGGGCUGCACCUGGGCCACCUGAGCGUGCUGCACUGCCACCUGUCCCCGGCCAGCGCGGCGCCCGCGGCCCCGGGCAGCCCCGGCCCCCGCGGCCCCGCGCCCGCCGCGCUGGGCGUGGGCAGCCUGGCGCUGCCGCUCUUCGUGCUGCUGCUGGCCCUGCUCUGGUACCUGCAGCUGCAGCACCGGCACGUCUUCACCGCCACCGCCACCACCUGCCUGGCCGGCCUCACGCUGCUCGUCACCUUCGUGGCCUUCGCCAUGUACCGCAGAUAGCGCGGCCCGGAGCCGCCCGGGGACACCGGGACCCGGAGCCGCGCCCGGACACCGAGAGCCCGCCCGCCCGCCCGGGCCGUGCGGGGCUCUGCGUUCAGCCCGCUGGGCACACCGGGGCACUGCCCGGCGCCUGAAGGGGGGCUGGCCCCGGACUGUGCCCCCAGAGCCCCGAGCAGCGCCCGCCCGGCCCUGUCUGCACACAGCGGCUGUGGCGGCUCAGCUGCCUCGGGGGUGCCGGUGCCCCGUGCCUGCAUGGAGCAUCCCCCGGUGCGGGCCUGCCCGAGCUGCUCUCCGUGCCCCGGGAGCUUCUCCUCGCGGGAAUGCGGCCUGGCUGCUCCCGCUGCCUGCCCAGGGACAUGAGCCCCGGGGUGCCGAGGGUCCCGGUGCCGGCGGGACGCGCUCCUGAGGUCCGUGUGCCGGGGGCGGAUUUCCGCCCCGAGGCGGUCCCGGUGCCGGCUGCGCUCCCCGGGGUUCCGAUGCUGUGUUGGGGGUGCCGCCCCGCGCCGCCGUUCCGAUUAAAGCGGACAGACUGUGACCGGC
This is a messenger RNA of Passer montanus (Eurasian tree sparrow), 1140 nucleotides long. It is a transcript of the gene TMUB1, whose product is annotated as transmembrane and ubiquitin like domain containing 1. The transcript is spliced from 2 exons. Lineage: Eukaryota; Metazoa; Chordata; Aves; Passeriformes; Passeridae. The coding region runs from base 1 to 600 and encodes 199 amino acids. Gene Ontology annotation, molecular function: protein binding. The record is from RefSeq and is a predicted model, not a curated record.